UCGAAACAGCCGAUUUUUUUACUGCAGCAGGUUUUUUUCACGCGAUUUUUUUAGAAGCCGUAUCGCUUUUGGGAAACUUUGAUGUUACCUUUAGGUUACAUUUGAGCAUAUCUAUCCUUAUACAAAGUUUGAUUUUUCGUUGGUAUGCCCCUUUGAGCUGUAGUGCAUAAUAGAUUAAAACCCUUUCCUUUGUAUAGCCACAUACACGCAUUCCAAUUUUUCCCUCGCUCGGUUACGCUUCGAUUAGGAGUUAAGCGUUAUGCUAUCGUAAAAAAAACAAUAGCACUCUCUAUUUUAUAAUUUUUUGCUUUUCGUACAGAUUGGUAUAUAGUUAUACACCAGCAAUCGUAUACUUUUAAAUAUGCCAUCAAAGCAAUAUUUAGACGCUGCGGAUCUUGCCGUGGUAGCUGCUUAUUUUGUGGCCAUCGUUGUAGUAGGAGUAGUGGCGAGCUGUCGGUCGAAACGUGAUACGAUACAAGGUUACUUUCUUGCUGGACGAAGUAUGAACUGGUUUAUGGUCGGUGCGUCUCUCUUUGUCAGUAACAUCGGUAGCGAACAUUUUAUUGGACUUGCUGGGUCUGGUGCAUCGGGUGGUAUCGGUGUCGGUGCUUGGCUGCUUAAUGGACCGAUCGUUAUACAACUUCUUGGCUGGAUCUUCGUGCCCGUUUAUAUCGCAUCGGGUAUAUGUACAAUGCCGGAAUACCUAGAGCGCAGAUUCGGUGGUAAACGACUGCGUAUUUAUUUGGCUGUUCUCACUCUUAUACUUUACUGCCUUACUAAAAUAUCGGUAAACCUAUACGCUGGUAGCUUAUUUCUGCAGCAAUGCAUGGGGUGGGGUCUUUAUUCUUCCGUUACAAUUUUGUUGGCUGUAACUGGUGUACUUACUGUUACAGGCGGACUAACGAUGGUUAUGUAUACUGACUCGUUGCAAGCUGUUAUAAUGGUCUUGGGCGCCGCCUACCUAACUAUACAAGGUUUUAUGCAAGUGGGCGGCUAUUACUCGAUGAAGGAACAGUACUUGCAAGCAACACCUAAUCUUACUUAUGUACAGCAAGUAUACAACGUAACCAUGAACGUUACAGACUCAUGUUUCCCAAAACCAAACCCUCAAUCUUUCAAAAUGUUUAAGGGGAUAAACGAUCCAAAACUUCCUUUAUUUGGUUUUAUCUUUGGACAAACCCCGUCAACUCUAUGGUACUGGUGUACAGAUCAGGUCAUUGUCCAACGAGCGCUUGCCGCCCGUAGUCUAUCUCAUGCUCAAGGAGGGACAACACUGGCUGGGAUAAUAAAAGUUCUCCCGCUUUAUAUAAUGGUGAUGCCGGGAAUGAUAUCCAGGGUUUUGUAUCCAAAUGAUGUUGCUUGUGUUCCUGGUAAACACUGCCUUGACGUUUGUGGAAGCGAAGUCGGUUGUUCUAACAUCGCAUAUCCAAGGUUGGUCCUUGGUAUAAUGCCAUCAGGUGCGCGUGGUUUAAUGAUGGCUGUGAUGAUCGCCGCCUUAAUGAGCGACCUGGAUUCCAUCUUUAACAGUUCAAGUACAAUAUUUACUCUCGAUCUUUGGAAACGAUUGAGGAAAUCGGCUUCAAACACCGAACUUAUGAUCGUUGGAAGAUUAUUCAUCGUUGUUCUUGUUGGAGUCAGUAUAGCGUGGGUACCGAUUGUUUUGCAGUUUCAAGCUGGAGAAUUAUUUUUCUACAUCCUUGAAGUCAGCAAUUACAUUUCUCCACCGAUUGCCGCAAUCUUUCUUACCGCUAUAUUCUGGCCACGAUGUACUGAAAAAGGAGCAUUCUACGGCGGGCUAAUAGGCAGUGCCCUAGGAAUCGCCAGAUUGGUCGCAAUAUUUCUAUUCAAACCUCCUAAAUGUGGAGAAGCUGAUACUCGCCCGGCGUUUCUUACAAGUCUACACUAUAUGUAUUACGCUGCCAUUAUAUUCACUGUUACAGCGAUCGUGGCAGUUAUUGUUAGUCUGUUCGCUGAACAGCCAGAUCCAGAUUCUAUAUCCAGACUGACUUAUUGGUCCAGAAAUGAUCCUGCACCGAUAGCUGAGGAAAUAGAAUUAAAACCAAUUACCGAAGACUGUCAGCAAACGCAGUUUGAUGUCGAUGAUCCCAACUUUGAUGUAAACGACCCGACGGACAUUGCAUCCAGCAAAAAUGAAACCAAUUUGUGCCUGGUCUUUCUCCGCGCAUGCGCACGAUUCAUAUGUGGCAUAAAGGAUUCUGCGCAGGUUGCAGAAAAUGCUGUUGUUUUCCCCUCUAUAAAGCAAAACAGAAGAGAAAAGUUAUUUUUACGUGUUUGUCUUGUUGUUUCAUUAAGCGUACCGUUAUCACUUUAUAUAAUUUGGUCAGUGUAAUCACGGUCAGCUAUUUUUAUUAUACUGUGGGGUGGGGUAAGAUGGGACACCUUAUGGUAAAGAACAAAGAGAAUUG
Ciona intestinalis (vase tunicate) is the source of this 2426-nucleotide messenger RNA. The record is from RefSeq and is a predicted model, not a curated record. Lineage: Eukaryota; Metazoa; Chordata; Ascidiacea; Phlebobranchia; Cionidae.